CGUACAGCGUCACCAUGGGAGACGCGCAGAUGGCCGUGUUUGGGCCGGCCGCAUCGUUCCUCCGCAAGUCGGACAAGGACCGCAUGGAGGCGUCCAUGCGGGUGUUCGACAUGAAGAAGGAGUGCUUCGUCCCAGACCCGGUGGAGGAGUUCGUCAAGGCCUCCGUCAUCAGCCGGGAAGGAGACAUGGCCACCGUGGAGACAGCGAACGGCAAGACGGUCACACUCAAACAGGUGGAUCUUCUGCAACAGAACCCUCCCAAGUUUGACAAGAUCGAGGACAUGGCCAUGCUGACCUUCCUCCACGAGCCCGCCGUGCUGUUCAACCUCAAAGAGCGUUACGCAGCGUGGAUGAUCUACACGUACUCGGGGCUGUUCUGUGUGACGGUCAACCCCUACAAAGCGCUGCCCGUCUACCACCAAGAAGUGGUGGUGGCCUACAGAGGAAAGAAGAGGAGUGAAGCUCCUCCUCAUAUCUUCUCCAUCUCUGACAACGCCUACCAGUACAUGCUGGCAGACAGAGAAAACCAGUCAAUUCUGAUCACUGGAGAAUCCGGUGCAGGAAAGACUGUCAACACCAAGCGUGUGAUCCAGUAUUUUGCCAGCAUCGCCGCUUCAGGCAAGAAGGAAACCAAGAAGGAGGGUACAUUGGAGGAUCAAAUCAUCCAAGCUAACCCAGCUCUAGAGGCCUUUGGAAACGCUAAAACGAUCAGGAAUGACAACUCCUCGAGAUUUGGCAAAUUCAUCCGAAUUCAUUUCGACACGCGAGGGAAGCUAGCCUCUGCCGAUAUUGAAACAUACCUUCUGGAGAAAUCUCGUGUGACCUUCCAGCUCAAGGCUGAGAGAGAUUACCACAUCUUCUACCAGAUUCUGUCACAGAAAAAGCCUGAACUUCUUGAGAUGCUUCUGGUCACCAACAACCCAUAUGACUACGCCUUCAUCUCCCAGGGGGAAACCCAAGUCGCCUCCAUCGACGAUGCAGAAGAACUGAUGGCAACAGACAGCGCCUUUGAUGUGCUGGGCUUUACUCAAGAGGAGAAGAACUCUGUGUACAAGCUGACAGGGGCCAUCAUGCAUCAUGGCAACAUGAAGUUCAAGCAGAAGCAGCGAGAGGAGCAGGCGGAGGCUGACUGCUCUGAGGUGGCUGACAAAGUUGCCUAUCUGAUGGCCCUGAACUCUGCGGACCUCAUCAAGGCUCUCUGUCAUCCAAGAGUCAAAGUAGGAAACGAGUGGGUCACAAAGGGACAAACAGUCGACCAGGUGAGCUACGCUGUUGGAGCUCUGUCUAAAGCAGUGUACGAGAAGAUGUUCCUGUGGAUGGUGGUGAGAAUAAACCAAUCUCUGGAGACCAAGCAGCCUCGCCAGUACUUUAUUGGCGUGUUGGACAUUGCUGGAUUUGAGAUCUUCGACUACAACACCUUCGAGCAGCUCUGCAUCAACUUCACCAAUGAAAAACUGCAACAGUUCUUCAACCACCACAUGUUUGUGCUGGAGCAAGAGGAGUACAAGAAAGAGGGCAUUGAAUGGACUUUCAUUGACUUUGGUAUGGACUUGCAGGCCUGUAUUGAUCUGAUUGAAAAGCCCAUGGGCAUAAUGUCCAUCCUUGAAGAGGAGUGCAUGUUCCCUAAGGCCAGUGAUGCCACAUUCAAGGCCAAGCUAUAUGACAACCACCUGGGGAAAUCCAACAACUUCCAGAAGCCUAGGCUUGUCAAGGGGAAACCAGAGGCCCAUUUUGCCCUUGGUCACUAUGCUGGUGUCGUUGAUUACAACAUCAAUAAUUGGCUGGUGAAGAACAAGGAUCCCCUCAAUGAAACUGUUGUGGGACUUUACCAGAAGUCUUCCCUCAAGCUACUUUCUGUCAUUUUUAUUGGCUAUGCUGGAGCCGAAUCGGCAACGACGGAUAAGAAGGAGAAAAAGAAAAAAGGGGCAUCAUUCCAAACUGUGUCGGCUCUUCAUAGGGAGAACCUGAACAAGCUGAUGACCAACUUGAGGUCUACUCACCCUCAUUUUGUCCGCUGCAUCAUCCCCAAUGAGAGCAAGAUUCCUGGGGCCAUGGAGAACCCUCUGGUGAUGCACCAGCUACGCUGUAAUGGUGUGCUGGAAGGCAUCAGGAUCUGCAGGAAGGGCUUCCCCAACAGGAUCCUGUAUGGGGAUUUCCGACAGAGAUACCGCAUCCUGAACCCUGCUGCUAUCCCUGAGGGACAGUUCAUCGACAGCAGGAAGGGAGCAGAGAAGCUAUUGGGCUCUCUGGAGAUUGAUCAUAUUCAGUACAAGUUUGGACACACCAAGGUGUUCUUCAAGGCUGGUCUGCUGGGUCUGCUAGAGGAAAUGAGAGAUGAGCGUCUGUCAAAGAUAAUCACUGGGAUUCAGGCCAGAUCUCGGGGCCUCUUGUCUCGCAUUGAGUACCAGAAGAUCGUGGAGCGCAGAGAUGCACUACUGGUAAUCCAGUGGAACAUCCGUGCCUUCAUGGGAGUGAAGAACUGGCCCUGGAUGAAGCUGUACUUCAAGAUCAAACCUCUGCUGAGAUCGGCAGAGUCAGAGAAAGAGAUGGCCAACAUGAAGGAAGAAUUCCUGAAGUUGAAGGAGGCUUACGCAAAGUCAGAGGCUCGCAGGAAGGAACUAGAGGAAAAAAUGGUGUCACUUCUCCAAGAGAAGAACGACCUGCAGCUCAGUGUUCAAGCUGAGCAAGACAAUCUUUGUGAUGCAGAAGAGCGAUGUGAGGGCCUGAUCAAAAACAAGAUCCAAUUAGAGGCCAAAUCUAAGGAGCUAACUGAAAGACUGGAGGAUGAGGAAGAGAUGAACGCUGAACUGACAGCUAAGAAGAGGAAGCUGGAGGAUGAGUGCUCUGAGUUGAAGAAGGAUAUAGAUGACUUGGAGCUAACGCUGGCAAAGGUGGAGAAAGAGAAGCAUGCAACUGAGAACAAGGUGAAGAACCUAGUGGAGGAAAUGGCUUGUCUGGAUGAAAUCAUUGCCAAGCUCACCAAGGAGAAGAAAGCCUUACAGGAGGCUCAUCAGCAAACGCUGGAUGACCUACAGAGUGAGGAAGACAAAGUCAACACUCUGACCAAGGCCAAAGCCAAGCUGGAGCAGCAAGUGGAUGAUCUCGAGGGAUCUCUUGAGCAAGAGAAGAAGGUCCGAAUGGACCUUGAAAGAGCCAAGAGAAAGCUGGAGGGGGACCUGAAGCUGACCCAGGAGUGUGUGAUGGACCUGGAGAAUGACAAGCAACAGCUGGAGGAGCGUCUCAAAAAAAAAGACUUUGAAGUCAGUCAACUAAACAGCAAACUUGAAGACGAACAAUCCAUAAUUAUUCAGCUCCAGAAAAAAUUGAAGGAGUUGCAGGCUCGUGUAGAAGAACUGGAAGAGGAGCUUGAGGCAGAGCGAGCUGCCCGAGCCAAGGUGGAGAAACAGAGAGCAGACUUGGCCAGAGAGCUGGAGGAGAUCAGUGAGAGGCUGGAGGAGGCUGGCGGAGCAACUUCUGCCCAGAUUGAGAUGAACAAGAAGAGGGAGGCCGAGUUCCUGAAGCUCCGCAGAGACCUUGAAGAGGCCACUCUACAACACGAGGCCACCGCUGCCACACUCCGGAAGAAGCAAGCUGACAGUGUGGCCGACCUUGGGGAGCAGAUCGACAACCUGCAGAGAGUCAAGCAGAAGCUGGAGAAGGAGAAGAGCGAGCUCAGACUGGAGCUGGACGAUGUGGUCUCCAACAUGGAACAUACGGUGAAGUCUAAGAUUAACUUGGAGAAAAGUAGCAGAACUAUGGAAGAUCAGAUGAAUGAAUACAGAAUCAAGUGUGAGGAAUACCAAAGAUCUAUCAAUGACUUUGUAACUCAAAGGGGAAAACUUCAGGCUGAAAAUGGUGAGUUUUCAAGACAGCUGGAAGAGAAAGAAUCUCUUGUCUCGCAACUGACCAGAGGAAAGACUUCUUACAGCCAGCAGCUUGAAGAUCUGAAAAGGCAGUUGGAAGAGGAAGUCAAGGCCAAGAAUGCAUUAGCCCAUGCAGUGCAGUCCUCCCGCCAUGACUGCGACCUGCUGAGAGAGCAGUUUGAGGAGGAGCAGGAGGCCAAGGCUGAGCUCCAGCGCAGCAUGUCCAAGGCUAACUCAGAGGUGGCUCAGUGGAGAACCAAGUAUGAAACUGAUGCCAUCCAGAGGACUGAGGAACUAGAGGAGGCCAAGAAGAAGCUGGCCCAGCGUCUUCAGGAUGCUGAGGAGGCUGUGGAGGCAGUCAAUGCUAAAUGUUCCUCCCUGGAGAAGACCAAACACAGACUGCAGAAUGAGAUUGAAGAUCUCAUGGUGGAUGUGGAGAGGUCUAAUGCUGCUGCUGCCGCUCUGGACAAGAAGCAAAGAAACUUUGACAAAGUCCUAUCAGAGUGGAAGCAGAAGUUUGAGGAGUCUCAGUGUGAGCUGGAGAGCUCCCAGAAGGAGGCACGGUCUCUGAGCACUGAACUCUUCAAACUGAAGAACUCCUACGAGGAAUCUCUGGAUCACCUGGAGACCAUGAAGAGAGAGAACAAGAACCUCCAAGAGGAGGUUUCUGACCUUACUGAGCAACUCGGUGAGGGCUCAAAGACCAUUCAUGAGUUAGAGAAGAUCCGAAAGCAGAUGGAUCAAGAAAAGAGUGAGAUUCAAGCUGCUCUUGAGGAAGCAGAGGCUUCCCUUGAGCAUGAGGAGGGCAAGAUUCUCAGAGCCCAGCUGGAGUUUAACCAGAUAAAGGCUGAGAUUGAACGCAAGAUGGCGGAGAAGGAUGAGGAGAUGGAGCAGAGCAAGAAGAACAUGCAGAGGAACAUUGAUACCCUGCAAAGCUCUCUUGAGUCAGAGACCCGCAGCAGGAAUGAGGCCCUGCGCAUAAAGAAGAAGAUGGAGGGAGACCUCAAUGAAAUGGAGAUCCAGCUCAGCCAGGCCAACCGGCAGGCGUCUGAAGCCCAGAAGCAGCUCAAGUCUGUCCAUGCUCAUCUCAAGGACUGUCAGAUUCAGCUGGACGAAUCUCUUCGGUCCAAUGAUGAUCUGAAGGAGAACAUUGCUAUGGUUGAAAGGCGUAACAACCUGAUGCAGGCUGAACUGGAGGAGCUCAGGGCCUUGGUGGAACAAACCGAGCGAGCUCGCAAGCUUGCUGAGCAGGAGCUCCUUGAUGUCACUGAGAGGGUGCAGCUACUUCACUCACAGAACACCAGCCUGAUAAACCAGAAGAAGAAGCUGGAGGCCGAUUCGUCCCAGCUUCAGUCUGAGGUGGAGGAGGCUGUGCAGGAGUGCAGGAAUGCUGAGGAAAAGGCCAAGAAGGCCAUUACUGAUGCGGCCAUGAUGGCAGAGGAGCUGAAGAAGGAGCAGGACACCAGCUCUCACCUGGAGCGCAUGAAGAAGAACAUGGAGCAGACCAUCAAGGACCUGCAGCACCGCCUGGAUGAGGCUGAGCAGAUUGCUAUGAAGGGGGGCAAGAAGCAGAUCCAGAAGCUCGAGAACAGGGUGAAGGAACUAGAGAAUGAAGUUGAAGCAGAGCAGAAGAAGAACGGUGAGGCGAUCAAGGGGAUUCGCAAAUAUGAACGUCGCCUCAAGGAGCUGACCUACCAGACUGAAGAGGAUCGUAAGAACGUGGCUCGUCUCGAAGACCUGGUAGACAAGCUGCAGCUGAAGGUCAAAGCCUACAAGAGGACAUCUGAGGAGGCUGAGGAACAGGCAAACACCCACCUGGGCAAGUUCCGUAAGCUGCAGCAUGAGCUGGACGAGGCUGAGGAGAGAGCGGACAUCGCUGAGACACAGGUCAACAAGCUGAGGGCCAAGAGCCGCGACGGGGGCUCCAAGAAAGGGUUUGAUGAGGAGUGAAGCUCUGGAUACUUCCUGCAAUCCUAUGUCUUCUGUGUGUAGUACAAUGCUCACCACAUAUAGGGUUCAAUAAAAACUCAUCAUGCAAAAAC
This is a messenger RNA of Gadus morhua (Atlantic cod), 5905 nucleotides long. Its product is annotated as myosin-7. Bases 15 to 5813 code for a protein of 1932 amino acids. Gene Ontology annotation, biological process: sarcomere organization; muscle filament sliding; adult heart development. Gene Ontology annotation, cellular component: myosin filament; myosin II complex; cytoplasm. The transcript has 37 exons. Gene Ontology annotation, molecular function: actin filament binding; ATP binding; microfilament motor activity. The record is from RefSeq and is a predicted model, not a curated record. NCBI's taxonomy places the organism in Eukaryota, Metazoa, Chordata, Actinopteri, Gadiformes, Gadidae.